Molecule: messenger RNA, 704 nt
Organism: Blepharisma stoltei
Lineage: Eukaryota; Ciliophora; Heterotrichea; Heterotrichida; Blepharismidae
Source: the annotation of a GenBank genome assembly
AUGAGCUACUUCCCUUCACGAAAGCAAACUCCUCAUUCUAAUUCUUACCACAAGAGAAAUCAGUCUUACGUUGCACCUUCUGAAGAAGAAACCAAAAUUUACAAAACCCAAGACCCGACUCAUCCAGCGAGUUUAAAUUCUUCUCUUAUACUCGAACAUCAGACAAGUCCUUUAAAAAAGGUCUGGCGAUUAAUAAACCAUAGGCGGAGUAAAAGUGUUGAUAAAAAUCAACCUCCAGAAAAAUUAUUUUCAGAGUCCGAUGGAAAUAUUCGAGUAACCAUGACUGCAACUGAAAAAUAUUAUUUGAAUAUUAUAAAUGGGUGCAGAUCCAAUGAUAGUACUUUUAAUAGUGUGCAUUUCACCAAAGUACUUUUGGUAAAAAAUUAGUUGAAACAUGUUGAUAUUGAGACAUUUGACCGAAAAAACCUGUUAAAUUUCGAUGAAAUGUAUAUGCUGUCAAAAAUCCACUGUUAUUUGACAUGGAGCCAUUAUAAAAUACUCAAAAGCUUGAAAUCCAAAAAUUAAAUAAGGAGCUCGAAGUAAAAGGCCAAGAAAUUGAAAAAUUAAAAAGAGAAAACCAGGACCUAAAAUUACAAAAACCUCACAACAAAGCAGGAAAGAUUUCUUCAGAUCCUGCUAUAUAUCCUAGAAACCCAGCUUUUAAUCAAAAAAUAAUAAGAGUUAAAAAUAGCUUGUUUAGAUAA